CCCGGGCUUUGAGGCCUGACCCCUCUUGAGAGGCCCCGGGGCGGCGCUGUGGGGCACCUCGGACACCCGGUGGUUGGGGCGGCGCGUGCGGCGGUUGGGCCGCAGCCGGGUGCGAAGGGUCGGGAUGGAAGAGGCUGGGGCGCCGAGCAGGGACGCGCGGGGGCGCGCGGCCGGUCCGCCCAGCGGCAAUGGAGAGGAGAGCCCGCCUGAGAGGAAAGUUUAUAUGGAUUAUAACGCUACCACCCCCCUGGAGCCAGAAGUUAUCCAGGCCAUGACCGAGGCCAUGUGGGAAGCUUGGGGAAAUCCCAGCAGUCCUUACCUGGCAGGUAGGAAGGCCAGGGGUCUCAUCCAAACAGCUCGGGAAAACCUCGCGACGAUGAUCGGUGGGAAACCUCAGGACAUAAUCUUCACUUCUGGGGGCACUGAGGCAAAUAAUUUAGUGAUCCAUUCUGCAGUGAAACAUUUCCAUGAAACCCACUCCCUGAAGGGCGAUGCGGCUGAGCGUCACAGCCCAUCAGCGGGGGCCGCACCUCACUUCAUCACCUGCACCGUGGAGCAUGACUCCAUCCGGCUGCCCCUGGAGCACCUGGUGGAAGAACACGUCGCCGAGGUCACCUUUGUCCCAGUGUCGAAGGUGAAUGGGCAGGCGGAGGCUGAUGACAUCCUGGCGGCUGUCCGCCCAUCCACGUGCCUCGUGACUGUCAUGCUGGCCAAUAAUGAGACCGGCAUCAUCAUGCCCAUAGCUGAAAUCAGUCAGCGAAUUAAAGCUGUGAACCAGAAGCGGGCUGCUUCCGGGCUGCCUCUCGUUUUUCUGCACACGGACGCUGCGCAGGCCUUGGGGAAAAGGCGUGUGGACGUGGAGGACCUGGGCGUGGACUUCCUGACAAUCGUGGGGCACAAGUUCUAUGGUCCCAGGAUUGGAGCACUCUACGUCCGAGGGCUCGGUGAGCUCAUCCCUCUGUACCCUAUGCUGUUUGGAGGUGGACAGGAGCGGAAUUUCAGGCCAGGGACAGAGAACACCCCGAUGAUUGCCGGCCUUGGGAAGGCCGCCGAGCUGGUGAUGGAGAACUGCGAGGCCUACGAGGCGCACAUGAGGGACGUCCGCGACUACCUGGAGGAGCGGCUGGUGGCUGAAUUUGAUGGAAGAAUCCAUCUGAACAGCCAGUUUCCAGGGACAGAGCGGCUGCCCAACACAUGCAACUUUUCCAUCCAGGGACCCCUGCUCCGAGGCCACUUGGUGCUGGCACAGUGCAGGACGCUGCUGGCCAGCGUGGGCGCUGCAUGCCACUCGGCCCACGGAGACCAGCCAUCCCCGGUGCUGCUGAGCUCUGGCAUCCCCUUCGGCGUGGCCCAGAAUGCCAUCCGGCUCAGCGUGGGCCGCAGCACCACCCGGGCCGAGGUGGACCUGGUCGUGCAGGACCUGAAGCAGGCCGUGGCCUGGCUGGAGAACCAGGCCUAGGGCCAAGGGCGCCUCACAGGAAGCUCCCCCAAGGGCUGUGCCCGCCUGACCCUUCCUAACUCGCCCAGGAGAGUCUGGGUGCGGAGGGGCAGUGUGCAGUGCGGCCGUGCGUGGGGCAGGGGUGCUUACAGACUGGGACACAAACGCCCACCUAGGGCCCGCUGCCAUGGCUGCCCAGUGGCAUGGCUGAAAGGAAAUGCUUCAGCUGUGUCCAUGCUCCCCUCUGGGAAGUGGGGUGAGCCUUUGGGGAGUGCUCCCUUCCUGGGAGGUGUGCUUUUGUGUAGAAGAUCAAAUCCUUGUAUUUAUAAUCAAUUACCAAUUGCUAUCAUGAAAAUAGGAAACCUGGAUUUUGCUAUGACCAUGGCACCUGUCAUUCGCCCAGCAGUUUGGUUGCCCAUGGGCCUCCCUGCCUCAGCUCGGCCCUGUCCAGUGGGUGGGGCGGCGGUCAGGCCCUGCACUCUGCCUGGCCGUCCCCUACCUCCCAGCCCUGCCUGGGCCAAGGAGGCCUGUCGCCACCAGGCUGUGGCCUCUGGGCACCUCCCCGCCCAGAGCCCCCUGCGCCUCCAGCCUCUUCCCUUUUGGUCAUUUCCUCGGGCUCACUGGGCAGCUGAGCUGCGGGGGGCUGCUUACGUGAUUCUGGGGCAUCCCCGAGGUGGGGAAUCAGUCCCCCAGCUCAGCUUCCCAAUCUUACUCGCACAGGAAUUCUUGUAUCUUCACGAGUGCUUAUCUGACACCAAGUGUAUCUCAUGGAGAUGUUACACAGAAGUGCUUUUUAAUAAAUAACACUUGUAAUGUGUGGUUUUAAGGUGAAAAGAGCUUAUGAUGACAUUGAGGAAAUAAUUGUCAGAAAUUAAAUGAACUAAUAAAAAGAUUUCAGUGCUUGUGUUGGACC
Messenger RNA from Manis pentadactyla (Chinese pangolin), 2351 nucleotides. RefSeq names its product selenocysteine lyase (gene SCLY). The transcript is spliced from 12 exons. The record is from RefSeq and is a predicted model, not a curated record. The coding region runs from base 125 to 1459 and encodes 444 amino acids. Lineage: Eukaryota; Metazoa; Chordata; Mammalia; Pholidota; Manidae.